This is a messenger RNA of Centruroides sculpturatus (bark scorpion), 455 nucleotides long. RefSeq lists its product as uncharacterized. The coding region runs from base 1 to 390 and encodes 129 amino acids. The transcript has 3 exons. NCBI's taxonomy places the organism in Eukaryota, Metazoa, Arthropoda, Arachnida, Scorpiones, Buthidae. The record is from RefSeq and is a predicted model, not a curated record.
AUGAGUGGUGAGAUUUUUGAUCUAGCAGAAGCACAACAAACCAAAUCUUCAAAAAAUGCUGGGAGAAGAAACGCACUUGGUAUUUCAACGAAAGAUGAGCAAGAUUUGAAAGGAAGAAACGCACUUGGUAUUUCAACGAAAGAUGAGCAAGAUUUGAAAGGAAGAAACGCACUUGGUAUUUCAACGAAAGAUGAGCAAGAUUUGAAAGGAAGAAACGCACUUGGUAUUUCAACGAAAGAUGAGCAAGAUUUGAAAGGAAGAAACGCACUUGGUAUUUCAAUGGAAGAUGAGCAAAGCAUAACCAAUAGUCGAAUUGUUGCUAAUUCACAAGAUGAUGACGAAAGAAAGAAAAUUGAAGAAAACUCCAUGACUGGAAUUAAAGGAGUUUGACUCCGAGGUGGACCGAUUAUCGGCGAUCUUCCGGUUUCACUUCUUUAAUAUCUGUUGGAUCGUCU